AGUGUCCGCACUGUUCGCGCUGCUCUGCUCAACAACACUCGCUGACCCGCAGGUCGAUUACUCGCGGCCAGCGCCGGUGGACGGCCGGGGCGACAACUUCGGCUAUGGCUUCUACCAGACCCGCGACGGCCAGACGGACGUAGAGCCACGGCCGCCGGGCGCCGCGCAGAAGUGUGGCGCCGGCGGCUGCGGCGCCGGUGGCUGCAAAUGCGUCGGCGAAAAGGGCAGCAGGGGCGCCCCUGGCUCCCAGGGACCGGCUGGCGUCAAAGGCCAGCAGGGCUUCCCCGGCAUGGAGGGCCUGCCCGGACCGAAGGGCCUGAAGGGCGACGGCGGUCCGCAGGGGCCCAGAGGCCUGGUCGGAGACCGGGGCAAGAUGGGCAUGCCGGGCUUCCCCGGCAUCAACGGUAUCCCGGGCCUGCCGGGUCCCGCCGGACCGCGCGGGUUCCCCGGACUGGACGGCUGCAACGGCACUGACGGAUCUCCCGGCGCACCGGGCACCGCCGGCCCGAUCGGCCCGCCCGGCUUCCCUGGUAUACCGGGCACCAAAGGUCAGAAGGGCGAGGGCGCCCUGCCGCUGCCCUUCAGCCGCGGCCAGAAGGGCGAGCCCGGCCGGGACGGCACGCGAGGCGUACCUGGCCAGCCGGGUCCCAUCGGCCCGUUCGGCGACAAGGGCGAGGUUGGCCCGCGCGGACCCGCGGGCGUGCCAGGCCGGUCCGGCCUGCAGGGCCUGAAGGGUGAGAUGGGCAUCGGCAUCAUAGGCUCGCGCGGCCAGAAGGGCGAGCGCGGCCCCGCCCGGGCCGGCGCGGCCCGGGCCCAACGGUGA
Pollicipes pollicipes is the source of this 823-nucleotide messenger RNA. RefSeq names its product collagen alpha-1(I) chain. The record is from RefSeq and is a predicted model, not a curated record. Gene Ontology annotation, molecular function: extracellular matrix structural constituent conferring tensile strength. Lineage: Eukaryota; Metazoa; Arthropoda; Thecostraca; Pollicipedomorpha; Pollicipedidae. Gene Ontology annotation, biological process: extracellular matrix organization.